AUGGAGGACCCCACUGAAGUCACCCCUGGGGAGCCCACCCUGACGGCAAGGAGGCCUGCGGGGCCCUGGGGAGGCGGCAUCGGCAGGGGCGAGGUCCAGACGGCAGCCAUGAGCUCAUCUGCUGGCUGGGAGCGGGAGGGGCCUGAGGAGGCCAAGGCCAUGGCCAGAGGAGAAGCAGCUUCUCCCCGGGGUGUCCCUGGGCCUGUGGCAGAGACCCCUGUCGGCCAGAAGGGAGUAUAUCCCACAGACCUGACCCUGCAGCUGCUGGCCGUGCGGAGGAAGGGUGGGCGGCGGGACCCCAGCCUGCAGCAGGCCCUGCGUGCCCGACUCCGCCUGCUGGAGAAUGACAGCCGGGAGGUGGCCCGCGUGCUUGGGGAAUUAUCGGCCAGGCUGCUGUCCAUCCACAGCGACCAGGACCGGAUCGUGGUGAUGUUUAAGACUUUCGAAGAGAUCUGGAAGUUCUCAACCUACCACGCGCUUGGGUUCACACACCACUGUCUGGAGAACCUGCUCGUGGACCAGGCCUUCUGGCUGCUCUCGCCCGAUGAGGAGGAGGCGGCGGCCAUCCGAGUGCACGUGGAUGAGGACGCCUUGAAGCGGACCCAUGAGAGUCUUCUGGUCCAGGAGGGACCCUUCUUCGUGCUGUGUCCUGACCACCAUGUGAGAAUGAUGACCGGACCCCUGGGCGCAGGGAAGGGCCCCCAGCCCCUCAGGCGGGCUUCGGGGGGUCCCCAGGGAGAGGCAGCCCCAGAAGCAGACCCCUGGCCGCCGGGCCCUGGCGUGUCCUCCGAGGAGGUGGCAGCGGCGGCCACCCCGGAACCUCUGAUUCCGUUCCAUCAGUGGGCUCUUAGGGUCCCCUGGGACCCCGGCGACGACCCCAUGGGUGGCCCUGUGACAUCUGACACCCCACGGAUGGCGGUGGGCCUGGCCUCAGCAGUGGCAGACUGCCAGGGCUCCGGGCCCGAAGAACUGACGUUCCAGGCCAGCGACCUCAUCGAGCUCCUCGGGGUGCAGGUGCCUGGCCUGCCCUGGUGUGUAGGCCGUCACACGGCCUCGGGCCAGGUGGGGUUUGCGCAGACCCGUCUCCUCAGUGCGCAGGGCUCUGUGUCCGGGUUGGAAGAUGCGAUUUUUCUCAGUGAGGAAGAAAGAUCCUUCUUUAGCAACGAGGGCCGCUUCUCCGAGGAGGACGCCCGGCAGCUGCUGAGGAGGGUGUCGGGCACAGACGUGUGCUCCGUGUACAGCCUGGACACGUCGGAAGACGCCGAGAUUGAGCAGCCGGGAGAACAAGAAAUGCCCGCCCCAUGCCUGGGCCCAGAGCCACAGGAGACCCUGCUGAAGGUGAAGACUGUCCUCGAGCAACGCAAGACCUGUCUGGGCUGCCCCGAGGAGCCGGAGCCCUGGGGUCUCCACGCACCCUCCAGCCGUGGGAGCUCGCCGGACGCCGAGGAGCCCUCCUUCUGCCUGGACACCGAUGACGACUGGGUGGACCCUGAGGCCCCGGGCUCACUGCUGCAGCUCCUGGACGCCCCCGGGUACGAGGCCUGCUUCCGCGGCCUGUACGACGCCGCCCUGCCGGGCCGGCCCCGGCAGGCGGCCGAGGGCUACUACCGCGCCCUGCGUGUGGCCCGGCGCCUGGGCCGGCAGCGCAACCAGGCUGUGGUGCUGGCCAACUUUGGGGUCCUGUGUCUGCACGCGGGCGCCGGCGGGCUGGCCCGGCACUACUUCCUGGAGGCCGUCCGGCGCUUCUCGCGGCUGCCCAGCGGGGAGUGUGGCCGGGACUUCACGCAGGUUCUCCUGCGGCUGGGCCACCUCUGCACCCGCCAGGCCCUCGCCCGGCAGGCCAAGUGCUACUACGAGUGGGCCUUCCUGGUCGCCGUGGAGACGGACCACUUGGAGAGCCAGCUGCAGGCCGUGCAGCGGCUGGCAGAGCAGAACCCCUCACUGGGCGCAGGUUGUGAGAGCGCAUUCUCGGGCCCCUCCCGGUGCUGGGAGGUGGACGGACGCACCAGAGCCUGGCGCAGCUGGCGGGCCUACAAGUCUGCACUGGACUACACCAAGCGGAGUCUGGGGAUAUUCAUCGACCUCCAGGAGAAGGAGAAGGAGGCGCACGCCUGGCUGCAGGCGGGCAAGAUCUAUUACAUCCUGCGGCAGGACGAGCUGGUGGACCUCUACAUCCAGGUGGCGCAGAACGCGGCCCUGUACACGGGGGACCCCAACCUGGGGCUGGAUCUGUUCGAGGCAGCCGGAGACAUCUUCUUCAACGGGACCUGGGAACGGGAGAAAGCCGUGUCCUUCUACAGGGACCGGGCGCUGCCCCUGGCGGUGACCACGGGCAACCAGGAGGCGGAGCUGCGGCUGUGCAACAAGCUGGUGGCACUGCUGGCUGAGCUGAAGGCGCCCCAGGAGGGCCUGGAGUUCGCCCACACAGCCCUGGCCCUCAGCAUCACCCUGGGGGACCGGCUGAACGAACGAGUGGCUUGCCACCGGCUGGCCGCACUGCACCACCGGCUGGGCCACGGCGAGCUGGCCGAGCACUUCUACCUGAAGGCGCUGUCACUGUGCAGCUCGCCGCUGGAGUUCGACGAGGAGACCCUGUACUACGUGAAGGUGUACCUGGUGCUUGGAGACAUCAUCUUCUACGACCUCAAGCCGAGGCAGGAGGGCGCUGGUGACAUCUGGUGGUCAGAGGUGGUCCCUGCGGCCUUCCGCUAA
This is a messenger RNA of Carlito syrichta (Philippine tarsier), 2712 nucleotides long. RefSeq names its product SH3 domain and tetratricopeptide repeats 1 (gene SH3TC1). NCBI's taxonomy places the organism in Eukaryota, Metazoa, Chordata, Mammalia, Primates, Tarsiidae. The coding region runs from base 1 to 2712 and encodes 903 amino acids. The transcript has 19 exons. Gene Ontology annotation, molecular function: protein binding. The record is from RefSeq and is a predicted model, not a curated record.